CGCUCCCGCUCCCGCCGCCGCCGCCAUGGGCCGCGCGCGCCGCCGGCACAACUGGAGGGCGCGGGCGGGGGCGCGCGGCGCCGCGCAGGCACGGCCCCGGGAGCAGCCCCCGCCCGCCGAGCUGCAGCUGGGAGAUGGGGCACCGCUGAAGGGAGUUGACGAAAGUAAUGCCCUGGUCCUGCCAGCAAAAAAAGCAAAGCCAAAAAAAGUACCGAGUGCUGUGCAACGCCAGAAGAAACCCCUGAGCAAGAAACAGAAGAAGAACUUGCAGAAGAUUUUAGAGCAGAAGGAGAAGAAGCAGCAGCGAGCCGAACUGCUCAGCAAGCUGAACGAGGUCCAGGCUUCUGAGGCAGAAAUGAAGCUUCUGUACACUACGUCCAAACUGGGCGUUGGGGAACGCAUGUAUCAGGCCAAAAGGGUGGUGCAGGAGCCAGGGAGUGCUGUACCUGAAAAGAUCAGGAGCAUCAGUGGUGCAAACAAGAGAAGACGCAGCUCAGAAUCCGAGCCUGAGGAAGAAUCCAGUAGUGAGGAGGAGGAGAAGGAAGAACAGAAACAAGAAACUGAAAAGUCUUCCACCAGUGAUUUGAAUGCUGCUGAAAAGCCAGAGGAAGGCACGAAGAAGCCAGUGGCUAACCAGCAGGCUGUUCCUACUGCCCCGGUUUGCCAGACAGCGUCCAACAAACCGUCUUGCAAGCCUGUGAUUUUCGUUCCAGUGGACAGGUCUCCUGAGAUUCAGGAAGCAAGACUAAAGCUGCCAAUCUUAGCUGAAGAGCAAGUAAUCAUGGAAGCCAUUAAUGAGAAUCCCAUUGUCGUCAUAUGUGGAGAGACGGGAAGUGGUAAAACCACACAAGUACCCCAGUUUCUCUAUGAGGCUGGUUAUACCAGUUCAAAUGGUGUCAUUGGGAUCACCGAGCCUCGGCGUGUGGCUGCAGUGUCCAUGUCUCAGCGAGUCGCUAAGGAAAUGAACUUGUCCCACAGAGUGGUUUCAUAUCAAAUACGAUAUGAAGGAAAUGUUACAGAUGAAACACAAAUCAAGUUCAUGACAGAUGGCGUGCUGCUGAAAGAAAUUCAGAAGGAUUUUCUGCUUUCAAAGUACAAGGUGGUUAUUAUUGAUGAAGCCCACGAAAGAAGUAUGUACACGGAUAUCUUGAUAGGCCUCUUGUCUCGCAUUGUGCCUCUUCGUGAGAAGAAAGGGCUGCCACUGAAGCUGAUCAUCAUGUCAGCUACCCUUCGCGUUGAAGAUUUCACGGAGAACAACAGGCUGUUUUCUGUUACGCCUCCUGUUAUUCAGGUAGAUGCAAGGCAAUUCCCUGUAACUGUCCAUUUUAACAAGAAAACCCCCCUAGAUGACUACAGUGGGGAAUGCUUCAGAAAAGUGUGUAAAAUCCAUCGUAUGUUACCCUCAGGUGGGAUUUUGGUGUUUUUAACAGGCCAGGCAGAAGUUCACUCUCUCUGUAGGAGGCUGAGGAAAGCCUUUCCCUUCCAAAAAAACAGUAGUGCAGGAGUUGUUGAUGACAAAGAAGAAUCAGUGGAAGAAAUCAGAAAAUUUAAGAAAUCGAGGAAGCGGAAGAAAACUACGGCACUUCCCCAGAUUGAUCUGGACAAUUACUCUGUUGUACCAGUGGAUGAAGGAGAUGAAGAUAGAGAUGCUGAAACUGAUGAUGAUAUUGCAGGAUCUGAUGUUGACCUUGAUUUAGGAGAUGGAGACUCGGAAGAAGAUGAGAAACCAGAUUCAUCGCUUCCACUCUAUGUGCUCCCUCUCUAUUCUUUAUUAGCACCAGAGAAACAAGCAAAGGUGUUCAGGCCUCCUCCUCCUGGCACGAGACUCUGUGUUGUAGCCACCAACGUAGCAGAAACAUCGCUCACUAUCCCGGGCAUCAAAUACGUGGUUGACUGCGGAAAAGUCAAGAAACGUUUCUAUGACAAAAUUACUGGGGUUUCGUCUUUCAGAGUCACCUGGAUAUCUCAAGCUUCAGCUAACCAGCGGGCAGGUCGGGCUGGCCGGACUGAACCGGGGCACUGUUACAGGUUAUAUUCUUCAGCAGUCUUCAUGGACUUUGAGAAAUUUUCCGCUCCAGAGAUAACAAAUCGACCAGUGGAAGACUUGAUUCUGCAAAUGAAGGCACUGAAUAUCGAAAAGGUAAUCAACUUCCCGUUCCCAACACCACCUCCAGCGGAAGCACUUGCAGCAGCUGAGGAGUUACUGAUAGCCCUGGGUGCCCUGAAGGAGCCCCCUCUGACAGGAAGGCUAAAGGAACAGCAGGCAGCAAAGCUGAGUUGCCCUAUUAGUCCCCUGGGUAGAGUAAUGGCAACUUUUCCUGUAGCCCCCCGCUAUGCAAAGAUGCUGGCAUUAAGCAAGCAGCAUGACUGCCUGCCUUACACCAUUACCAUAGUGUCUGCAAUGACCGUUCGGGAGCUUUUUGAAGAGUUUGACAGGCCAGCAGUGAGCGAGGAAGAGACAGCAAAGCUGAAGGGGAAGAAAGCAAGGCUUUUACAGAUUCAGAAGAUCUGGGCUGGGCAAGGGGCAUUGCAAAAGCUUGGAGACCUCAUGGUGAUGUUAGGAGCAGUGGGGGCCUGUGAAUAUGCUGGGUGUACUCCUAAGUUCUGUGAAGAAAACGGGCUCCGAUACAAAGCCAUGCUGGAAGUCAGGCGCUUGAGAGGGCAGCUAACAACAGCAGUGAACUCAGUCUGCGCUGAUACCGGCCUCUAUGUUGAUCCAAAGAUGAAGCCCCCAACAGAAGUUCAAGCAACUUACUUGAGACAGAUUGUGUUAGCAGGGCUGGGGGACCACCUUGCCCGAAGGGUUCAGGCAGAAGAUCUCCUGGAUGAAAAGUGGAAGAAUGCCUACAAGACUGCUCUUCUGGACGACCCAGUGUUCAUCCAUCCAAGCUCUGUCCUCUUCAAGCAACUCCCGGAGUUUGUGGUGUACCAAGAAAUUGUUGAGACUACAAAACUGUAUAUGAGAGGUGUGUCUGCAGUUGAACCCGAGUGGAUUCCUGCCCUGUUGCCGCCAUACUGCCACUUUGGGAAGCCUCUGGAAAAUCCUCCUCCAUCUUACUGCCCUGAAACGGGCAGGAUUCGAUGCCACAGGCCAAGUGUCUUUUAUCGAGUUAGCUGGAAGCUCCCUGCUGUGGAAGUUGAUUAUCCAGAAGGUAUCGAUCGCUAUAAAUACUUUGCCAGGUUCCUGCUUGAAGGAGAGGUCAUUGAAAAGUUGGGUUCUUAUAAGCAGUGUCUGCUCUCCAGUCCUCUCAUAAUGCUGAAGACAUGGUCCAAACUUCAGCCCAGGACAGAAGCCCUCCUGCAGGCUCUAGUUGCUGAAAAAUGUGAUAAUCGUGAUGCUUUACUGGAUGCAUGGAAGAAAAAUCCGAAGUAUUUGCUCGCAGCCUAUUGUCAGUGGCUCCCCGAAGCUAUGCAUGAUGAUCUAGCCAAGAACUGGCCACCAGUACAGUAGCACUGUGAAGUGCCCGAGUCUGUUCCUGGGGGACUCCUUUUCUCUGAGGUGUUUUGAGAGCUUGGGCUCCCUUGGAAAUCUGAUGAUGCAAAUACACUUGGUAACUGCUAGCAAUACCUUUUCAUAAGUGAACCAGCUGUUAGCUCUGUUUUUUUUGGGAAGCCCACUGUGUUCUCAGAAGCCCUACCAGCUCUUUCACUGGUAUUUUGUAAUAUUAAUGUUUGGAUAAUUUUAUCCAUUGUAUUUUGCCAAUCGUUUGCUAAAGUUUCUCUUUGGACUACAUUAGUCAUACGGACUACAAUAAAUAUGUAUCAUUCUUG
Messenger RNA from Cygnus atratus (black swan), 3771 nucleotides. RefSeq names its product DEAH-box helicase 37 (gene DHX37). Gene Ontology annotation, cellular component: nucleolus; intracellular anatomical structure. The transcript has 27 exons. Gene Ontology annotation, biological process: maturation of SSU-rRNA from tricistronic rRNA transcript (SSU-rRNA, 5.8S rRNA, LSU-rRNA). The record is from RefSeq and is a predicted model, not a curated record. Gene Ontology annotation, molecular function: RNA binding; ATP hydrolysis activity; ATP binding. Bases 26 to 3451 code for a protein of 1141 amino acids. Lineage: Eukaryota; Metazoa; Chordata; Aves; Anseriformes; Anatidae.